AUGAACCAUAUUGCAUCGUUUUUGUUGAGAAUGCGUCGCAAGUUUUUUGCUCGAUCUUCGCCACCCACAUCCAUCUCUACAAAUCUGGAGAGUUCACCGAUCGAUUCAUUGCCUUAUACACUUCCAUUUGGGAUAUUUAAAUUAGUUCUUGUAACGACGUCAUCAGUUGGACUCGGCGCAUAUUUAGCCAAAGAAGCAGCUCAGUUCCUCAGAGACAGUGAAAUAUUUGUUCCUAAAGCUGAAGAUGACGAUGACUAA
Thelazia callipaeda (thelaziosis nematode) is the source of this 258-nucleotide messenger RNA. Lineage: Eukaryota; Metazoa; Nematoda; Chromadorea; Rhabditida; Thelaziidae. The record is from the annotation of a GenBank genome assembly.